Corylus avellana is the source of this 2280-nucleotide messenger RNA. Its product is annotated as subtilisin-like protease SBT3. Gene Ontology annotation, biological process: proteolysis. The record is from RefSeq and is a predicted model, not a curated record. Lineage: Eukaryota; Viridiplantae; Streptophyta; Magnoliopsida; Fagales; Betulaceae. Gene Ontology annotation, molecular function: serine-type endopeptidase activity.
AUGAAGCUCUAUAAUGGGCUUCGUCUACCAUACUUGUUCCUCUUUGUUUCAUGCUUUUUGGUGACUCUUCAUGCUAGUUCAACACCAAUGGAAAAGUCCACAUACAUUGUCCAUAUGGACAAAUCUCACAUGCCCAAGGCCUUCACUAGCCAUCACAAUUGGUACUCAUCAAUCGUCGAUUGCCUCAAUUCUAAAAGGCAAUCGACUUCAUCAUUUGUAUACACUUAUAAUCAUGUUCUUCACGGUUUCAGCGCUUCCCUAUCUCAAGAAGCACUGGAUAAUUUGAAGGAAUCCCCAGGAUUUAUUUCAGCUUAUCGAGAUAAGAAUGCUACACUCGAUACCACCCACACGCCGGAGUUCCUAUCACUUAAUCAUACCGGUGGCUUUUGGGCCACUUCUAACUACGGUAAAGAUGUCAUCAUUGGUGUUAUCGACUCUGGAGUAUGGCCAGAAAGUGAUUUUAAGGACGAUGGUAUGACCACCCAAAUCCCAGCAAGGUGGAAGGGAAUUUGCCAAGUAGGAGAAGGAUUCAAUUCCUCCAUGUGUAACUCAAAGCUCAUAGGAGCUAGCUACUUCAACAACGGCAUCAUGGCUGCAAAUCCCAACAUUACCAUUGUCAUGAAGUCUGCUACGGACAUUUUAGGCCAUGGGACCCAUACAACCUCCACAGCUGCAGGGAACUAUGUGAAAGAUGCAUCUUAUUUCGGCUAUGGUAAAGGAACAGCUAGAGGCAUUGCACCACCAGCCAGGGUUGCCGUGUACAAGGUGAAUUGGAGCGAAGGACGCUAUGCUUCUGAUGUUCUUGCUGGUAUCGACCAAGCCAUAGCUGAUGGCGUUGAUGUAAUUUCCAUCUCCUUGGGAUAUGAUGGCGUGCCGUUGUAUGAAGAUCCAAUAGCAAUAGCUUCUUUUGCUGCAAUGGAGAAGGGUGUGGUAGUUUCAACUUCAGCAGGAAAUUCAAGUCCACAAUUUCGCAGCAUCCACAACGGUAUUCCUUGGGUGUUAUCCGUGGCGGCUGGCAGUAUUGAUCGGUCAUUUGCUGGAACUUUGACUCUUGGAAAUGAUCAAGCCAUUACUGGUUGGACCAUGUCCCUCAACUUCCCAGCAAAUGCAAUUGUCGAAAACUCCCAAUUGGUGUACAACAGCACCAUAUCAGCAUGUGAUUCAUACGAAUCAUUAUCCGAAGUCGUAUGUAGCGUCGUCAUUUGUGAACCAACUGGGUCUAUUUUUGCUCAAAUAGAUGCCAUCACUAGAUCAAACGUGGCAGGCGCUAUACCUAUCUCCAAUCAAACCACAUUAUUUGAAAUAGGAGGAGUGCCCUGUCCUUGUCUAGUGAUUAGCCCCAAGGAUGCAGCAACCGUGAUCAAAUAUGCAAAAACUGACGAUUUUCCUUUGGCUAGCUUGAAGUUCCAAGAGACCAUUGUUGGCACAAAGCCUGCGCCGGCUGUGGCUUACUACAGUUCUAGAGGUCCUUCAAUUAGCUAUCCAGGCAUCUUAAAGCCGGAUAUAAUGGCGCCUGGGUCACUAGUCAUAGCUUCCUGGGUUCCAAAUGAAGCAACCGCCCAAAUAGGCAACCAUGUGCACUUGUCUAGCCAUUACAAUGUGAUUUCUGGGCCAUCCAUGGCUUGCGCACACGCCUCUGGUGUGGCUGCACUUUUGAAAGCUGCACACCCGGAAUGGAGCCCGGCUGCGAUUAGAUCUGCAAUGAUGACCACAGCCAACCCAUUAGAUAAUACUCUAAACCCAAUUCAGGAAAAUGGCAAAAGGUUUCAACUUGCUUCACCUCUAGAUGGAGCAGGACAUAUUGACCCAAAUCGUGCUCUUGACCCGGGUUUGGUUUAUGAUGCAACCCCACAAGACUAUAUCAAUUUGCUCUGCUCCAUGAAAUUCAACAGGCCACAAAUCUUAGCCAUUGUCAGAUCAAACUCCUAUAACUGUUCCAGCCCAUCUUCUGAUCUUAAUUAUCCAUCAUUUAUUACUUUUUAUAAUAGCACAUAUACGCCAGUUGUUCAAAAAUUUCACAGGACUGUAACCAAUGUGGGAGAUGGCGCAGCAAUGUACAAAGCCACGGUCACGGCACCAAAAGGCUCUAGAGUUGUAGUCUCACCUCAAACAUUGGUCUUCAAAAGGAAGUAUGAGCAGCAAAGCUACACUUUGACAAUCAUGAAGUCUAGGAGGGACAAGAAAAAUGAUGUUUCAUUUGGUGCACUUGUUUGGGCUCAUAAAAAUGGAAAACACAUCGUUAGGAGCCCCAUUGUAGUGUCACCAAUGGGGAUUAUUUGA